Messenger RNA from Striga hermonthica, 591 nucleotides. NCBI's taxonomy places the organism in Eukaryota, Viridiplantae, Streptophyta, Magnoliopsida, Lamiales, Orobanchaceae. The record is from the annotation of a GenBank genome assembly.
AUGGUGAGAAGGUACCUAAAGUCAUCUAUGAAAGUGGUGAACUCGGCCGUAGGGCUUGGGGGCAUUGCUAUCGUUGCCUAUGGUGUUUUGAUGAUUCGAGUAUGGCAACCGGAACAUGGCAAGGGUUCGUCUACCGACUAUUUAGCUAUUCCAUGGUUUUUUCAUGCUUUUCUUGGUGUUGGUAUUGCUCUGUGUGCGAUCUCCUGCUUAGGUUAUUUUGCUGCGCAGACAGCAAAUAUGUAUUGCCUCUCUUGUUACAUAAGUAUUGUCCUCUUGCUACUCAUAAUGGAGACCAUCAUCAUGGCAGAUCUAUUCUUGAAUCCAAACUGGAGAAAGGAGCUACCUAGGAAUCUCUGUGAAAGGCUCGAUGAAUUCACUGAUUUUGUCGAGUCAAGCGACGAUAUCUUGAAUUGGGUCGCCUGGUUGAUUUUUCUGGUGCAGGGUGUUUGUGUUCUAUUAGCCACUAUUCUGAGGACCCAAGGAGCAAAUGAGGUUGACAUCUAUGAAAGUGAAGAUGAGGAUGAGCAACCGAGACACCCUCUUUCGGGUCGUUCCACUCUACGGCAACAAGUUGAUCCUAGUAUUGUCUGA